This is a messenger RNA of Melampsora larici-populina 98AG31, 1468 nucleotides long. RefSeq lists its product as uncharacterized. NCBI's taxonomy places the organism in Eukaryota, Fungi, Basidiomycota, Pucciniomycetes, Pucciniales, Melampsoraceae. The coding region runs from base 1 to 1218 and encodes 405 amino acids. Gene Ontology annotation, cellular component: nucleus; chromatin. Gene Ontology annotation, molecular function: chromatin binding; histone binding. The record is from RefSeq and is a predicted model, not a curated record. The transcript is spliced from 10 exons. Gene Ontology annotation, biological process: nucleosome assembly.
AUGAAGAAAGACUUGAGAAUUAUCAACCGCCAAAGGGAGAAAUUCCUUACAACGCCUCCAGUAUAUUUCUUCGAGUUCGUUUUGAGAAGACCGGUUGAACCGUCGGAUGGUCAGUCAAUCUUAUCGAUCCGGUCUUUGAUUUGGAACACUCCCGCUGCUCACCUUAGCGUCUCGCAGUUCUCGAGACCACAAGUUCCUGAUCAUAUCGGAGAAGAUGAGGCUGAAGAAGACAUUCCUACGAAAUCAUCGAAUGCUGCUGCAGGUGGUGCGGCUGCCGAAAUCGCGGGUCAUCCACUUUUAGCUUCUUUAGUUCAGUCUCGUUUUAAUGGCCUUGUUGGUCGUUAUUCUGGUUAUAUCGAAUCCCUUCCUGCACCAAUCCGACAACGUGUCGAUGGCUUGAAUGGUAUUCAAGCUGAACACGCCGAGCUCAAAGCCGACUUUCAAAAAGAUGUACUUGAACUUGAAAAGAAGUACGCACAUCGAUAUGGACCACCUCUUUACGAACGAAGAGCCGAGAUCAUUGCUGGUAAAAUUGAACCUUCAUCACAGAAAAUCGCAGCGGGAAUUAAAAUGGAAGAAGAUGAAGAGUCGGAUGAUGAGGAUGAUGAAGCUGCGCUCAAGCACCUUGAAGAUAUCCGAGUCGCCUAUCUCGAUGGCAAGCCCGGCUUCAAACUUACCUUUUCUUUCGGUCCAGGGGCUAAGGAGUUCUUUGAAAACGAAAAUUGGGAGGAGACUUACUAUUAUCAGGAUACUGUGGGUUACGCUGGUGAUUAUGUUUAUGAAAAAGCUGAAGGGACAAAGAUCCUUUGGAAGACCGGUAAAGAUUUGACUGUCAAGAUCGAAACCAAGAAACAACGAAACAAAAACACAAAUAGAACCCGAGUGGUUAAGAAAGUGAUCCCAACCGACUCUUUCUUUACCUUCUUCAGUCCACCAACUCCGCCUGCUGAAGAAGACAACUUAUCCGAAGGGGAGCAAGACGAUAUCGAACAAUGUCUCGAACUGGACUAUCAAAUUGGUGAAGAUCUGAAGGAAAGGAUCAUCCCACGGGCUAUUGAUUUCUUCACUGGCAAGGCCUUACGUUUCGAAGAGGGUGUUGACGAUGAACUAUUGGAUGAGUUUGAUGAUGAUAACGACGAUGAUGAUGAUGACGACGACGAUGACGAGGACGGAGAUGCUCCUGACCGCUUGGUUGUCCCCGGCGCUAGAAAAUCUUGAAAAACCCCAUUCCCCCAAGUGGCGUUACGCCUGCUGGUAACCAGGAUCCUCAGGAAUGCAAACAGCAAUGAUUGCUAAAAGAUAACUUGCGAUAUUUUUGAUGUUACUUGAAAAUGAAAAUAGUGCAGACACGCUCUUUAGCUAAUCAAAACCCAUCUGUUCAUUCAGUUUCUCUGAAUAGCUCUGAGAUUUGUGGCAACCCAAAAAAAUAAUUGUAAUCUUCAGUUUAAAAAAACACGUUUAUAAAUGU